Thlaspi arvense is the source of this 843-nucleotide messenger RNA. Lineage: Eukaryota; Viridiplantae; Streptophyta; Magnoliopsida; Brassicales; Brassicaceae. The record is from the annotation of a GenBank genome assembly.
AUGGAAACGGCUGAGGAAGUUCUUCAGAGCUAUAGCGGCGUAACGAUGCCGAACGCAGAGCAGCCUUUCCGUUUGAACUGGGCGUCUUUCAGUACCGGCGAAAAGAGAGCGUCGGAAAACGGUCCGGACCUAUCGAUAUUCGUGGGAGAUUUGGCUCCAGAUGUGACUGAUACUCUACUGCUCGAGACUUUUGGUAGAUAUCCAUCUGUGAAAGGCGCUAAAGUCGUGAUCGAUUCCAAUACCGGGAGGUCCAAAGGCUACGGGUUUGUGAGGUUUGGUGAUGAGAACGAGAGAUCAAGGGCCUUGACAGAGAUGAAUGGUGCUUUCUGCUCGAGCAGGCAGAUGCGUGUCGGUAUUGCAACACCUAAAAGAGCUGCUGCUUAUGGUCAGCAGAAUGGUUCACAAGCUCUGACACUGGCUGGUGGGCAUGGAGGGAAUGGUUCUAUGGCUCAUGGUUCAUUCUCUGAUGGAGAAUCAAAUAACUCAACAAUAUUUGUUGGCGGCCUUGACGCUGAUGUUACUGAAGAAGACCUCAUGCAACCUUUCUCCCAGUUUGGGGAGGUUGUGUCGGUGAAGAUCCCUGUAGGCAAAGGAUGCGGGUUUGUCCAGUUUGGUAACAGGCAGGGUGCUGAAGAUGCCAUCCAGAACUUGAACGGGACAGUCAUAGGGAAAAACACUGUCAGGCUUUCUUGGGGAAGAAGCCCAAACAAACAGUGGAGAGGAGACUCUGGCCACCAAUGGAACGGAGGAUACUCAAGAGGACAAGGCUACAACAACGGAUAUGCGAGUCAGGACUCAAACAUGUACGCUACUGCAGCGGCUGCUGUCCCUGGAGCUUCUUGA